GGUGCCUAAAGUGGACUAUUUUGACUUCUCCAAACUGGAUCCACUCGACCAACGUUGCUUCAUCCAAGCCGCUGACCUCCUCAUGGCCGACUUCAAAAUGCUGAGCAGCCAAGACAUCAAGUGGGCACUCCACGAACUCAAGGGACACUAUGCAAUCACACGAAAGGCCUUUUCCGAUGCCAUCAAAAAAUGGCAAGAGUUAUCUCCCGAAACCAGCGGGAAGCGAAAAAGAAGGAAAGAAAUGAAUCAGUAUUCCUACAUAGACUUCAAAUUUGAGCAGGGUGACACGAAGAUUGAGAAGCGCAUGUUUUUCUUGGAGAACAAGAGGCGCCACUGGAGGAGUUACGACCAGCUCUCCCUCCUGCCCCCCGUGCAGCUGGAGAGGGAGUUUUACGAACAGAAGAUCAAAGAGAUGGCAGAGCAUGCGGAUUUCCUUCUUGCCCUGCAGAUGAAUGAGGAGCAGUAUCAAAAAGAUGGCCAGCUGAUCGAAUGCCGCUGCUGCUACGGGGAAUUUGCCUUCGAAGAGCUGACCCAGUGUGCCGACGGACACCUGUUCUGCAAGGAAUGCUUAAUCAAAUACGCACAGGAGGCCGUUUUUGGCUCUGGGAAGUCGGAGCUCAGCUGCAUGGAAGGGAGCUGCACCUGUUCAUUCCCCACCACCGAACUGGAGAAAGUGCUUCCUGAGAACAUCCUCUGUAAAUACUACGAGAGGAAAGCCGAGGAGGAAGUAGCGGCUGCUUGCGCAGAUGAACUUGUCAGGUGUCCCUUUUGCAACUUCCCGGCUCUCCUGGACAAGGAGGUGAAGCGGUUCAGCUGUCCAAAUCCGUGCUGCAGGAAGGUAGGUGACACCUGUUUAUGACAACAAGGGGCUGGUUGCCUAGCAGAACACACCAGGGGAGAGUUCUGGCUGUUUCCUCUCACCCUUCAAUUAGACACGGCUUGAGGUUCCAGGAAGGAGCUUAACCCCUCAA
This is a messenger RNA of Pseudonaja textilis, 971 nucleotides long. Lineage: Eukaryota; Metazoa; Chordata; Lepidosauria; Squamata; Elapidae. The record is from RefSeq and is a predicted model, not a curated record.